AAGAAAUGCGCCAGUGACAGCUCCAGGACGCAGUGCCUCCGUAAACACCUGCUUCGUGUCGCUGAUUUCAGUUUCCUUCCCUUCCCUCUGUUCGAAGGAAAAUGGCACAGAAAAAAAGAAAAGUGUAGAGAGAAAUUAAAGUGAGAGAUAAAUGACAUUUGACCAGUUGAUCAGAUAAAAAAGGUCAUUAUUUUUGCUGACAUUCCAGACAUGAGACACUUUGUCUAAGAAAUUGUUUUUAGAAACUUGUCCCUGCGCCCAGCUGCUUCUGGCAUCUCUCAUGGAUUUUAUUUUAAACAGAUGAUUCAGGUAAUGGUUCAGCAUGGGUCGAGGGCAGCGUUUGGCCCUGGGCAUCUUUGUCCUUCUGCUUGUGGACAUCAUUUGGGUGGCAUCUUCAGAAUUGUCAGAGUAUAUCUUCAAUGAUGCUGGGUUUGACAAACCAUUCUUCAGUACCUACUUGAAGACUAGCAUGUUCAGCCUCUACUUGCUAGGCUUUGUGUUCUGGAGUCCAUGGAGACACCAGUGCAUUCACAGCAAUCAGGAUGAAAGCAUGUACCAGGUAGUAGAUAUUGCUGACAGUGAGGAGCUGGCAUCACCUGAGGAGAGAAGAUUGGGGAGAGAGAGGGCCUUCUCCACAGCAGCUCCCAUCUUCACUGUUGACCAGCUGGCAUCCAGUGUAGCAAGGGAUGACGACCUAAACGCACAGCUGACGCACUUGGUUCUUUGGCGCUAUUUGCCUGUUGAUCCACCAAAAAGUGAACCCAAAUAUGUCCCACUCAAGCUGCAAGAUCAGCAAGAGAAGAGCUCCGAUGGAGAUUCAGAUGAUUCUUCAGUAAAGUCCGUCCGCUUCAGCAAACUCACAGAAGUACGGCAAAUGUCGGAGUCUGAGGCAGUCGAAGCUAUGAUGUCUCGGCUUUCCUUCUCUGCCUCGCUUCGUGCUGAACAGCUCGCUUUGCAAGCAGCUAAUAAAUUAUCCAUUAAAGAAGUAAUGAAAAUAUCGUGCAUAUUCUGUUUGCUGUGGUUUCUUGGGAACUAUGGCUACCAGAUAGCGCUGAGUGACACAGAGGCUGGUGUGGUCAACGUCAUCUCUUCUACCUCUGGCCUCUUCACCCUCAUCUUGGCUGCCAUCUUCCCCUCAUCAUCAGUAGACAGAUUCACACUCUCCAAGCUAUUUUCAGUCUUACUGAUGGUUGCUGGAGUGGUCUUGGUGAGUUUGGAGGACAUCAGUCUUGAAGGAGCCACUGUGCCUGUGGGUGUGGUGUGGUCCUUGGUCGGAGCUGUGCUGUAUGCCUGUUACAUGGUCUUCCUGAGACGCAAGGUUCCUACUGAAGACCGGAUGGAUUUUACAAUGUUUUUUGGAUUUGUCGGCUUGUUCAAUACCAUAAUUCUGUGGCCGGGAUUUCCUCUGUUAGAUGUCUUAGGAUGGGAAACAUUCCAGUUACCAAACAAGGAGCAGCUUCUCUACAUGUCUGUUAAUGGAUUAAUUGGGACUGUGCUCUCAGAAGUAUUGUGGCUAUGGGGAUGUUUCCUGACCUCUUCUUUGAUGGCCACACUGUCGCUGAGUCUCACUAUUCCCCUCACCAUGGUCGUUGACAUCUUUAUAAAAGAUGUUGAAUAUUCACUCAUCUUUUACAUUGGCGCAAUCCCCAUGAUGCUGUCAUUCAUCAUAGUCACACUGCUUACACACUAUGAAAACUGGGAUCCACUCAUGGAUUGCAUAACAAAAAUAAACAGAAGAUGUUCUAGAAAUAAUCAUAUGUAUAGUUUGGUGGACACAGAAGGCUUGGAAAGAGAAAGCUUGAUAGUGAAUGAAACUGGUGUGGAUGAAGCAGAAGAGGAGGAUGAGGAAGAACUGGACACCACAGGUAUCAACAAUGCCAUUGUUAUCAAUGACAGCGCCUCGGCUUCCAACUCUAUGCCAACAAUGAUUAACAACAUUAUAUAAUACUAUGGAUCAAAGAACUAAUGAUCUGUAAGAAUUCCGUUCUUUUCUUCUCUCCCUCAAGAGAGAACUGGAACACAGUCUUUUAUGAUUUUUCUUGCACUAUGUUGAAAUGGGAAUGGUAAUGCUUACAUUUACAGAAUAUAAGGUACAAGUUUUUUACUUUAGGGAAUACCAUUUCGAUCUCUGGUAGUAUAAGAUUAUCUUUCUUUACUUUGACUGCUUUCAUAGCUGUUGAUGGAAAGAGGAGGGUGAAGGGGAAGAUAAAAAGAAAAUGAAGAGAAAAAUUUGCUUUGGUAGGAACAUGUUAUGAAAGAAGUUCCUAAUAUGAUUGUGGUAAUUUUGGAUGGAAAGAGAGAGGUUGUAAUAACAGAAAUGUGAGAUGUGUCGAGUUUGGAAAUUUGGAUGUCUGGUAAGGAGAUAUGAGAAUGAGACAAAGUGAAAUUUUGAAAGAAGUUAGCAGAAAAUUACUGAUUUUUUUAGAUGUUCCUAAUUAUCAGCUUUGAUUUUUUAAGUGAAAUGGAAUAUAUGAUUUUGCUAUCUUACAUAUCAUGUACACGUAUACUCGUACAAUCACUUUUACAUUCUCACUCUCACAUACACUCAUACUCGGACUUGCACUCACAUUCACACUCACACUCACACUCACACUCACACUCACACUCACACUCACACUCACACUCACACUCACACUCACACUCACACUCACUCACAGUCACUCACACAUACUCUCACACUCAUACAUUCACAUGCACUCACUUGAGUGACUUCAUCCUUUUGAUAUGUGAGUGAUUAUCUCAAUAAACUUAUCAAAAAAAAAAAAAAAAAAACUUGCACUAACACUAACAUUUAUGCUCACAAUUGCUUUUAUAUUCACACUCACAUUCUCUUGCAUUCAGACACACAUUGGAACUCACUUACAGAAAGUAAGUAUUUUGCCCUCAGAAUAGGUGAAAUAAUUACAUGCAUUCAAAAGACAUGAUUUUAUAGUACUAUAUGUUGUGGUAAAUAAGAUGUGCACUUGUUAAUUAUCCAGAUAAUUUUUAAGUAGAUAUUUUUUAUAUGACAGUAAUUUGAAUUUAACCAAAAUGUGUAGAUCUUAAAAUAGUCAGUAAAUAUCAAUUGAAAUUCCUUAAAUUACCAGCAGUCAUUUACUUCACAGCAAACAGAGAAACACUUGUCUCCCUUCUGUAUAUACCUGGCAGCUACCCCCUUUUAGUUUACAGUGAUAUCUUAUGGUGACAAUGUACUUGUUAACAUAAUGUAGCCUAUCCCUGGCUGAAGCUAAGACUGUCUGUCCGUUUCAGGUUAGUGCUCAGUUCAUUGAAGUGAUCUGUACUGAACAAAUAACUUGACAGUAAAUCUUCUGCAAGUUUAUUUUAUUAUAUUUCACGUUAGAUUUGUUACAGGGAUAGAAUUUUCCACAUAAAUGGAUUUCCAAAUUUUUCAGUCAUUGAAUUCAACUAUAUUGGUAUCAGUUUUUAUAUUAUCUAUUUCCACUUCUGUUAUCAAUGAAGUAAAUAUAUUUCCAGUGUUUUAAAUAUGGUCAGUUUUCACACUUUUUUAUUAAUAUACAUUCUCAUCCCUGGCCUUGUUUCAGUGUCUCUUAUAUACCACAAGAUAUGGUAAAUGUUUUUCUUUUUUUUAUAUUCUUUCAUAUACGCUUUUAAAUUGUAAAACAAGAAUACUUACGGUUACAGGGACAUGAGAGGGAAGGAUUACCGCAUUGUUGAUAUAUUAUUUUCUGAUGCGAUUUGUAGGUAAGUUGCACUUAGGCCUAGAAUAUAAAUGUAAAACCUUGCCUGAAAUUUACUUAUGUCUUCAUUCAUAUUGGAGAUGCAUCUUAGAAUGUCAUUUAUGAAAAAAUGUCAUAAUUUUUGACAAAUGAACCAUGUUGUAGUAGUUAUCAGAAUGAUUAUGAGUCGUACUUCCAUCAUAUUAUGUGUUUAAUUACAGAUCAAUGAUUAAGACAUAAUACAAUUUGAAUGCUUUCACUUAAUUUAAGUAUUCAAAAAAUAGUGAAAGUAAUUACUUACCUUUUGUGAUGGUAUUAGAGGACAACUAAAUAAGUAAUUGGCUGAUCAUAUAGGGUUUGCAAAGUAAGUGAUUUCAGGAUUGUUUCUGAACUUUAUCUGCACAAAAGCAUGAAGAUGCAGCUUGUAUAAAUAGCUCACUUCACAUACAGCUCUACUUUUUACUUAAUUGAUAAGAUGAGAUGAUGUAAGCUAGAUAAGCUGUUUUAAUGCUUAAGAAAAUGGAAGUGAUAUUAGUUCUUUUCCCCCAUAAGUCAGAAAAAGUUAAAUAUUCAUUUAAGCACUAUUUGGAUGCAAUCACAUGUGAAUUAAUUCAGUAAGCCUGAAAGAAAACUUAUGGUCCAAUAUCCAUCUCACAUAGGAUUGUGCAGAGGAUUGGGACCAGUAUAAACCAGGUAAAUAAUGUUGGCAGCUCUCUCCCCACAUUCAUAACAGAGAAAAAUGUUAUUACAGUUUACUUGCAGGGAAGAAUGACUUUAAUGUAGUUGCACCUUGGGAAGUUUUGGUGCACAUUGAUUGAUUUAUUCUUAAUAAGAAAGGCCACUCAUUACCAGAGACCAAAAUUCACAAAAUAUUCUAUGUGCAGUUAAUAUAGAUAACAUCUGACAUAUAGAAUGUUAUUCCUUUUUUUUUUUUUUAUAUUUUUUCCCCCUUAAAAAUAGAGCAAGAACACACCAUUUUACAAAGACAGGCAAAGUUUUAAUUUCUUGUGUUCAAAUCGCAAAGUUCAGUGGUAAAAUUUUUAUGAUUUGAUACUUAAUGUUGCUGGAUAGUUGGGGGAUUGAUAUGCUAGUUACUGUCCUAUAACCAUUAAAAUUUUUAUUGUUUUUAUUAACUUUACGUAAAUAUCUAUUGUAAGCCUAAAAGGGCAGUUGAAAUAACAGAGCUAUUAAUUGCCUUUUCAUGAAAUCAGUCAUAAAUAUUGCUACAGUUGGGAAAUUCAGAUGCAAAGAGCUAAGAUUCUCUACUAUAUUGAAUGGCAAAUGUGAAAAAAAAUUUGUCUGCAAAAAUAUUCUCAGCGUAUGCAGAUAUGACAAAUUCAUUCAUAUUUUUUUUUAAUCAAAAGAAUGUAUAGCUUUCCUACAUCUUGCAAGAUGCAUUUUAGUUUUGACUGGAAAGAAAGUUCUUUGUUGUUUCCCUUGUCUUCUGUUACUAUUUUAUUGUAUAUGGCUCACACAUGAAGUAUCUUCUGCUGACUGAAAUUUAUAUCAGUGUCAUGAACUUAGGUUCAUUGAAAUGAGAGAAAAAAAUACACUUUUUGUCAAAUGGAACAAGUGACAUCAAAUAGCAUCACUUUUCAUACCGUUCAUAUAGUUGAACCUACCUCACUUUCUCUUCCUUUGUAAUUUUGUUUAUGUUUCCACAGUUGUUAAAAUAGAAGAAGGAAAAAAUUGCGACCUUUAUAUUAUAGCUGUAUAUAAGUCGAUUCUUUUCAUAGACUUUAAAAUUUAAAAAGGUAAGGUAAAAUGGUUGCCUUAUCAGUAAACUAUUUUAGUCCAAAUCCAUGACAAUGUUGUUCCUAGUUAUUUUGAUUAUGUUGUGCAAUAUUAUACAACAGAAGAGGGAAAGGUGGAUACUUGUGUGCUUGCAUUUGUGUGUGUGUCAGCUCUGAGAUCUAUUUAGAAAUCAAGUGGUAUAUUUGCUAUAAUAUCAUUGCACAUGUGCUUGUACACACACUUGCGCAUGCACAAACAUCAACACACAUACACAAGCACAGACAUGAACACACAUGCGCAGGCACAAGCUCAUUCAUACACACUCAUGCUCCCAUACUCAUUUGUACAUUCACACUCAUACUUACACCCACAUUUGCACUCACACUGUCACUCUCACUCCUCUCAUUCAUUCAUUCACUCUUUCACUUUC
Messenger RNA from Penaeus chinensis, 5841 nucleotides. RefSeq names its product solute carrier family 35 member F5-like. The transcript has 13 exons. Gene Ontology annotation, cellular component: membrane. Bases 323 to 1945 code for a protein of 540 amino acids. NCBI's taxonomy places the organism in Eukaryota, Metazoa, Arthropoda, Malacostraca, Decapoda, Penaeidae. The record is from RefSeq and is a predicted model, not a curated record. Gene Ontology annotation, biological process: regulation of peptide transport.